AAGUUAGUUUAAAUGCUCAUUUUAAAAGGGAUAAAACCGUUUACAUCGUCUGCUGUUAAUUUACUCAUCAUGAGUUGACAUCGUGAGAGUUACUUCACUUUAUUUUAGUUUAUUAGUAGAAAUUUAAAUCAACAUUUGAUAUAUUUAUUUGCUCAAUAUAUAAAAUAUUUUAUAAAAUAUGAAGAAAAAAGGCUUACAGUUACUAUUUGCAAUUUUGCUCCCUUAUGCUUUAAAUGCUACAUUUCCACUGGCUAUUCUUCAUCUUGAAGGGCAGUUUGGUUCUGCUGAUGUCUGUGCAAUAUAUAAUCCGGAAUUUUCUGCUAUACCAAUGGAGUUGUCAAGUACUCCUAAGUAUAAGGUGUUUGUUCCAUAUCCACCUCAUGGAUGUUCAGAAUACAUUGAUGUAACAAGGUCAUGGAAUGCAUCUUCAUUUGUAACAUCAGAUGGAAACUGUUCUCAGUUUGAAAAAUUUCAAUGGGCUUCUUAUGCUCAUGCUAGACAAGUUAUUAUUGUAAGAUCUAAUGACUCAACAGAGGAGUUUGAAACUGGUACCCAUUAUCAACAUAAUCAAGUUCAUCUAUCGGUUGGUAUGAUAUCUUACAAUGCAUGGAACAAGGUUCAGAAACUUGGUGAACCAAUUUAUUCGCAACUUUAUCAUCCUCAUGAGCCUUUGUUUGACCCAAAUAUUGUUAUCAUAUGGUUCAUUGCAGUUUUUACUGUGUGUGCUGGGGCAUAUUGGAGUGGGAUUGCUUUUCAACAGAGCGGUUCUAAAGUGAUAGAACAGAAUCUCUUUGAUUUGGAUUGGACAGAUGAUAAGAAAAAUAACAGUUUAAAAGAAAAUAAACAACCCACUGAAAAUGAUGAUGACUUUCAAAUCACCACAGUUAUGGUUGUUGUUUUUGUGGCAAUGAUAUGCACUGUACUCUUGCUUCUCUAUUUUUUUUAUAAGUACCUUAUCUAUGUAGUCAUUGGAUUGUUUUCAUUGGCAACAGUGUCUGGAACUUAUCAAUGUUUAUCUAAAAUAAUGUCUUUUAUAGAAUGUGGACAAUGCAGAGUUCCAGAAAAUAAAAUUCCAUUUUUGAAGAACCAGCCUGAAGUACGAAAUGUAUUACUACUUAUUGGGUGUAUAUUCCUUUCUUUAUAUUGGUUUAUUAUUAGAAAUAGCAGUUAUGCAUGGAUUCUACAAGAUUUUCUUGGAAUUUGUUUUUGCAUCUCAUUAAUAAAGAUGAUUAAAUUACCAAACCUGAAGAUUAGUACUAUUCUUUUGAUAGCUUUGUUAGUUUAUGAUAUUUUCUUUGUGUUCAUAACACCACUGUUCUCUGCUCGUGGAAAAAGUGUUAUGGUGGAGGUUGCGACAGGUAAUGGAAAUAAAGAACAAUUACCAAUGGUUAUCAAAGUUCCAAAGAUGCACAAAUCGCCAAUAUCUCUUUGUGAACGUCCUUACUCUUUAUUGGGGUUUGGAGAUAUUCUACUUCCAGGAAUAUUUGUUGCUUUUUGUCAUAACUUUGAUGUAUUGGCAAAAACAAGAUAUAAAGUGUAUUUUCUUGCAACAGCUAUAGCAUACGGAUUAGGAUUGGUAAUCACAUUUAUUGCUCUAAUUUUAAUGGAAAUUGGUCAACCAGCUCUUCUAUAUCUUGCACCUAGUGUUUUGAUUGCGGCAACCAUAGUUGGAGUUUCAAGAAAAGAAAUGCGAGCACUGUGGAUAGGCAAAGUGGAGACUCAAAGUCCGGAUUCUAAUGUUGAAAAUUUUGAUGAGCAGCGUUUACUUCUCGACAAUCCUUAGGUCUGGACAAUACUUAGGUUAAUAAAAGUAAUAGAAUAAUUUUAAUAUUUUUUUCAAAUGUAUUUCAUUUUUGAAAAGUUUGUUUCAAUAUGAAUUACUCAAAAAAAUGGACUUGUUAGUAAGUUAAAGUUGUUGGUAAAUCGUUAUCAAAUCGUUAUCAAAUCGUUUUUUGAUCAAGAACUUUUUAUAUUUGUUCCUUUAUUGAGAAUUCAUUUUCGUCUAUAAUUCGUAUUUAUUUUAAAACUUUAAGACUGAUAUUUAUCAUAUUUGUAGAUAUUUUACUCUAAACAAUUUUUUUACGCAUAAAGUUAUAAAACACAUCAUAUAUUAUUAUUAUUAUUGGAAAAUAGCAAGCGAUAUUUUAUUUUUG
This is a messenger RNA of Hydra vulgaris (swiftwater hydra), 2153 nucleotides long. Its product is annotated as signal peptide peptidase-like 2B. Gene Ontology annotation, cellular component: lysosomal membrane; Golgi-associated vesicle membrane; lumenal side of endoplasmic reticulum membrane. The record is from RefSeq and is a predicted model, not a curated record. Gene Ontology annotation, biological process: membrane protein proteolysis. Gene Ontology annotation, molecular function: aspartic endopeptidase activity, intramembrane cleaving. NCBI's taxonomy places the organism in Eukaryota, Metazoa, Cnidaria, Hydrozoa, Anthoathecata, Hydridae.